Molecule: messenger RNA, 1107 nt
Organism: Dicrocoelium dendriticum
Lineage: Eukaryota; Metazoa; Platyhelminthes; Trematoda; Plagiorchiida; Dicrocoeliidae
Source: the annotation of a GenBank genome assembly
AUGAAUUUGUCAAACGAACCAGGCGGAACAGAGGCCCACCUUCUCAAACAUGAAUACACAACUACUCCACUGGAUUCUCCGACGGAAUGUUGUGCGUGGUGUCACAAACCGCGAAAUCAGUUUAAUGUGGAACUUACCAAGCACAUGCUAUCUCAGGCUACUGAUCUGAACCCCGUUUGUUGCUCGCAAGUGUGCUUUGAUCAACUCCGAAGAGCCCAGUUCAAGCAUAGAACUCGCGUGAAUGCUCUACCUGAUAACCAGCUUCCGAUUGUGACAUCCGGAAGACCCCCAUACUUCCCAUACGCUAACACUCAAUGUGUGAACGGAAAGAGCGCGACUGCGCACAACGCAGUGGGCUCCCCAUCUCUCUCAACAACGUCCCGUCUUACACGUCGGCGCAUUCAUAAAAUCGCGUUCACUACCAAACCGACUCAGUCGUCUGCAAUGUCGUCGACUCAAGUUAACGAUAUGCGCGACACCGGUUCCGAAUAUAAUCUUCAUCGCAUGCUCGAGACCCUGGUUGCCAUACGAACUGCCAAUCCCUACUUAAUGCCUGCUUGGAACACUCUGCUAGCACCAACACUCGUAUCGUCUGAUGUAUCUCAUGACGAACUGGAAUCCGAAAAUUCAUCCUUCGGACCAGUUAGUCUGAAUCCCGCAAUGUGUGGGGCAAUGGCUAACUGGGGGAUGCCGAGUCAAAUGACGAGCCCUAUUGGAGAGUGCAGUCGAUUCACUCCCCUACCCAUCAUAUUGCCAAUCUUUAAAAACGCACCGGAUAUCCUCCGCAUUUUACAUCGAUUUGGGUAUCACUCAGCUUUGGAUUGUCGGCCUCUACGACCCUGCCAAGAAGCUGGCACGCAGACAGAUGAAUCUGUGACACACAUGACUAUACCAGCUGAUCCGGCACAAGACGGUGUGGUUCUCGACCUGCGGGUAGUUAAACCACCCAACUCUACCAAAACUCAGAUAAGGCCCCGUUUAUCUGAGAGGUCGUUAAACAACCGUGGUGGCAAUUGCUACAAAAUGAUUGACCUCAGAACCAAAGCUAUGAACUUCGUAAGUCUAAUACCCGUCGCACAAAAAAGGAAAAAGAAAGGACGUUUGUAA